GCGCAGGGGAUGUCCCGUCGCCAAGACAGUUCCGCACCGAAUUCGGGGGAUCCGCGCUGGGGCUUCGGAUGCGAAGAAGAAUGAAUCCCCCUUGCAACAGCCUGUUGCACCUCCUCUUCCUAAUCGUCGUCGUCGUCUUUUGAAGCCUCCCUCCCUCGCUCUCUCGCCGUGCAUACUACUCACCAUGAGAAACUGUGCAGUUGAUGCGGAAGGGUUGUUGUUGUAGUUGUGACGGGGUUCGCAAUUGCAUUUACGAACUGGGUUUUUGUUUCAAGAGGCUUUAGCGAAAGCAUUUCAUUUUUGUGGGGGUGUCGUUUGGUGUCGUUUGGAGCAUUAUCUGUGUUGAUGUUAAUGAGCGGAAGAGGAUUAGGAAGAGGAAGCGGAGGAGGAGGAGGAGGGAGAGGAGGAAGGAGAGGAGGAAGGGAUUUGGGUUCCAUUUCAAACUUCUCGUGAUGAAUGCAUGAGACGUGAGGUGGUACCGAGACGAGAGUGGUGCAUUGUGUGUGUGUGUGAGAGAGAGAGAGCGAGAGAGAGAGAGAGAGAGAGAGAGAGAGAGAGAGAGAGUAGUGGUGCAUUUGAUCGUGUGGGAAGUGGUUGAUGGGUGUGGGGCAAAGGAGAUUGUUGUAGUUCUCUUGAAUUUUGGUUGAAUUUGCGAGUUUUUUUUGAGUGGGGGUGUGGGAUUUUAGGGGUUCUUUCUUUGGUGGCUUCUCUGUGGAUCUUUUGGGUUGGGCGAUCUUUUUUGAAUUGGCGGGCGUUUUGAGAAUGUGGUGGUUCGCUUGCAAAGGAGAAUUCGAGAUUGGGUUGGAGUUAUGGUUUUGGAUUGAGCUAGUAAGGAGUUGAAGGCGGGGUAGCCGGUGGAGGAGACGGCUUUUUGAGGUGUUGCAGUUGGGGUUUCGAGUGAUUGUGACAUUUUUGGUACUUUACAUAGGGUUGUAGCGGGUUGUGGGAUCCAUGUCCUUCAUGGCGGCUCCGAGGACUUUGUAUGCGCACAAUCCAGCUGUAGACAGUGCGAUUAGAAUGGAGAAACAGCCACCGGCGUCGGUGCUGCACUAUUUUAGCCCAUUUAUUUUGGGCUCGUUCCCUCUGCGGGCGUUACGCCGUCUGGCGAUGGCCUUUAAUUCACUCUCCGCUAUGGCGCCCACUUCUUUUCAUCUCAAUUCCAUUCGGUUAGCUACACUGAAAAAAGACGAGGGUGAUGAAUCUCAGAGUGCUGAGGAUGGAGAAAGCUCAGCGCCUCAACCCAGGCUGCCCCUAAUCUGGUUUCCAAGGUUUGGUCGCAGUGUGAAGGAGAUCAACGAAGUGCAGACGCGAAGAGAUAUUGCAAUGGCGCGGAUCACUGACGGUGAAGAGACAGAGAGAAAGGUUGUGCCUUUCACGAAUUCUCGAGGCCAAACUAUCUUUACGCAGUCAUGGACUCCUGCUAACCCUGAAGUUGAUUUGAAAGCACUGGUGAUCCUGCUACAUGGUCUCAACGAGCACAGUGGGCGUUAUGCGGAAUUUGCAAUGCAUCUCAAUAGUCAAGGUUACGGAGUGUUUGGGAUGGAUUGGAUCGGACAUGGAGGAAGUGACGGAUUGCAUGGAUAUGUGGAGUCGCUUGAUCAUGUUGUCGCCGACACACAAGAGUAUCUUCAAAGGGUAAGAGCUGAAUAUCCAGGCCUUCCCUGCUUCAUAUAUGGACACUCCACCGGUGGUGCAGUUGCUUUAAAGGCCGCAUUGCAUCAUGAAGUACUCGAGUCAUUGGAGGGAGGAAUUAUACUAACAUCGCCAGCUGUGCGAGUCAAGCCUGCGCAUCCGGUGAUCGGGGCUGUGGCCCCUCUUUUCUCUGUCCUGUUGCCAAGGUACCAGUUUCGAGGUGCAAAUAGAAAGCUUGCCGUUUGUCGCGAUCCGGCUGCUCUCGUCGCGAAGUAUACCGACCCAUUAGUUUAUACAGGAUCUAUUCGUGUCAGGACAGGGACUGAAAUUUUGCGAUUGAGUUACUUCUUGCUCAAGAAUCUAAAGAGUGUGAAUAUCCCCUUUUUGGUCCUCCACGGGUCUGAUGACCAGGUAACCGAGCCCAUGGGUUCCCAAGAGCUUUAUGAUCAAGCAUCAUCUUUGCACAAAAAUAUCAAGCUCUACACAGGUCUUUUGCACGAUAUUUUGUUUGAGCCAGAGAAGUUUGAAAUUAUUCGAGACAUUGUGGAGUGGAUGGACGACAGGCUAGCAUUAAUUAAUACCAGGGAGGAUUUGACAGGAGACGUUUGAAGGUACAUUUGACAAUAAAAGAUGCAGCAGACAUAGCAUUCGCCACUAGAAGUGUAUGCAGAAGGCAUUAUAGAAGCUUUGGUUCUGGGAGGUAUGCCAGUCCUGCUCACCAGAUGAGGCUUUACUCGGCACAUGCCGCUGGCAUAGCACUGUUAGAAGACCAAGUAGGUAAACCGGCAGGCAUGGUCUCUCAACAUCACUUUAGACUGGGCUGCAUAUGCGGCGACUGCGUCCUUCAUAAUCGAAGUAGGACGUGUUGGGCACAGAUAGCUUAAGGCAUCAAACCAAUUCUUGAGAAGUACAUAUACUAUUUGAGGCAGAGUCUAUUGGAAUAUCGAAAGGGGUGUUAUAUCAGACGUGGGUUCCUGCACAAAUACAGAAGAUUGGGAAGCAGUAGUCAUAAAGAGGAAUAUAAACUAACUUUUUAGAGCGGGAGGAGGAUUCCCGAUCUCAAAACUGCACUCAUUUUGUCAGCAUGAUCAUCCCUCAAUUACAAUUGUGAUAUAUGCACAUUCAUUUAGGAGUGUGAGCUGAUGCUUAUCACUGCUGCAAUCCUACGAUUUUAAAGAGGGUUGCCAUCUGCUCCAUGCCAAAAUUGGAUAAUGACGUUA
Messenger RNA from Physcomitrium patens, 2852 nucleotides. RefSeq lists its product as uncharacterized. NCBI's taxonomy places the organism in Eukaryota, Viridiplantae, Streptophyta, Bryopsida, Funariales, Funariaceae. The record is from RefSeq and is a predicted model, not a curated record.